AUGAUAUUCCCUCCAACUUUCUUCACAAGUAUGAUCCACGUGAUGAUUCACUUGCCAGAAGAGGCAUUACUCGUUGGUCCUAUCAACUAUCGCUGGAUGUAUCCAAUAGAAAGGCUUCUCGGAGAGCUGAAAAAAACUAGGUCUGAGAAUGAGAAACUUUCUGUUUUUGCCCAAAGCGCACGACCCUUUGGAGAUCCUGUAACAGGAGAGUCGUUUUCCAGAAAUGACAUGGAGGUAGUGCAUUGGUUCGUACUUAACAAUUGUGAUGAGAUAAUGGCAUACUUAGAUGAGCAUGAAGAGAUAAUGAAGCGAGAACAUCCAUCACAUUUGUAUGCUAAGAAACACCGUUAUUUGUUUCCACAAUGGUUUUUGGAAUAUGUGAAUAAGUUGAAAUCAUCGAAUUUACCCUCUUACAAUGAAGAGUUAUAUAACUUGGCGUUAGGCCCAAUUCGCGCUGAAUUAUUCUCGUGUUGUCAUGUUAACGGCGUCAAGUUUUUGGGGACUGCACAAGAUGACAAGUUGUGUAUGCAAAACAGCGGUGUCCAUGUCCUAGGUGGAGGCGAAAGUACGGACAUUGAUUUAUAUGGCAAACUCACAACUGUCGUGCAAUUGCUUUACAAAGACUGA
This is a messenger RNA of Prunus armeniaca (apricot), 627 nucleotides long. The record is from the annotation of a GenBank genome assembly. Lineage: Eukaryota; Viridiplantae; Streptophyta; Magnoliopsida; Rosales; Rosaceae.